GUCGGUAAUACAGACAUCCCUCUCGGGAUGUUCUCUCGUCAAAGGCACGCGCAUUAAGAAUUUCCGUUCUUCGUUUCGGCUACAUUGCGUGGUUUGGGAUACAAGUUUGAACUUUCGUCCGCCAUUUGGAAAUCAUCUCCUGGUUUCUCAACUAGUAACAUGCAGUACAAUAACGUUUAUCAUAAUUCUCAAAUGUACCGAGCCCGACCUGAUCGCAAUGAACAACAAUUUGGAAAACAAGCGAAUUACUGGAAUGGUCCGCCUCAGCAACAUGCGAUCGCCCCAGUGCAAGAUUUCGGCGGUCCAAACAUCAGACAGUUCAACAAUCGAAAGUUCAACAAUAGGAAUUAUAACAACUACUACAACCAGCAGAUGGAAGGCGAACACGAAACCGAUGAUAGACAGACUGUACCAUCAUGGGAAGCCGAACUGGAACCCUUCAAAAAAGAUUUCUAUGUUCCACACCAGAAUACCCAAAGUAGGACGCCGGAGGACAUCGAGAAAUACCGAGAGAUGAAGGACAUCAUUGUCAGGGGAGAAAAUGUGCCUCAGCCAAAUGUAAAUUUUGAGGAAACCAACUUUCCAGAAUAUAUUUUGCAAGUGUUGAUGUCGCAAGGUUUCGAAGAUCCCACUGCCAUUCAGGCGCAGGGUUGGCCGGUGGUUUUAAGUGGACGAGAUUUAGUAGGUAUUGCCCAGACUGGUUCUGGAAAGACAUUGGCAUACAUGCUGCCGGCAACGGUCCACAUUAAUCAUCAGCAAAGACCGCAACGAGGAGAAGGCCCCAUUGCUUUGAUUCUUGCCCCAACCAGGGAGCUGGCCCAGCAAAUUCAAAAAGUUGCCCACGAAUUCGGAUCGAACACCAUGAUUCGCAACACUUGUAUUUUCGGGGGGUCGCCGAAAGGACCGCAAGCACGAGAUUUGGAACGGGGUGUUGAAAUCGUAAUUGCAACUCCGGGCCGAUUGAUUGAUUUCUUGGAGAAAGGGACUACCAAUCUGGGGCGCUGCACUUAUUUGGUCCUCGACGAAGCUGACAGGAUGUUAGACAUGGGAUUCGAGCCUCAAAUACGCAAGAUCAUUCAGCAAAUCAGGCCCGAUCGGCAAGUUCUUAUGUGGUCGGCUACAUGGCCCAAACAAGUGCAAGCCUUAGCUGAAGAGUUCCUGGUUGACUAUAUUCAGGUGAAUAUUGGUGGCUUGUCAUUAUCAGCAAAUCACAAUAUCAAGCAAGUGGUCGAAGUGUGCGAAGAACCUGACAAAGAGGACAAACUCAAUGCUCUCUUAAAGCAGAUCGCUUCAGAUCGCAACAACAAAAUUAUUGUGUUUGUUGAAACCAAGAAGAAAGUUGAUGAAAUCACCAAAGCAGUUAAAUCUGUAGGGUUUUCCGCAAUUUGCAUCCACGGAGACAAAUCUCAACCUGAGCGCGAUUACGUAUUGAACGAAUUCAGAAGCGGAAAAUUUUCGAUUUUGGUCGCGACUGAUGUGGCUGCUCGAGGAUUAGACGUUGAAGAUGUCAAGUAUGUGAUCAAUUACGAUUAUCCAAACUCCAGUGAGGACUACGUUCAUCGCAUUGGUCGAACUGGCCGCUGCCAACAAGCCGGUACUGCCUACACCUUCUUCACCUCCAACAAUCAAAGGCAAGCGAAAGACCUGAUUUCGGUGUUGGAAGAAGCAGAACAGAACGUUCCCUCAAAACUACAAGAACUCGCGCAAAGCUCGAGGAACAUUCAAACUGGACGUAAUCGCUGGGGUCAGCGAAACAAGGUUAAUAAUUUUAAACAAAAUAGCUAUUUCAAUGAUAACGUAUCGCCCAACUCGAAUAACAACGGAAAUCGGGGCUGGCAAAAGAAGCCACAAAACAACUAUGCCGCAAUGGAAUUCUAUGGCAACAGACAGGCUAUGGGUGGGUCUCCAAAGAAUGGACCUCAGAUGAGAGACGGCUACCAGCAAAAGCCGCGAUACAAUAACGGCGGCUUUAACCAAUACCAGAACUCGCAGCAGUUCCAAAAUCCCCAAGCUUAUCAGCAGAGUUACAGUCCUCCUUUGUAUGGGCAAGGCCAGAUGAACGGCCAAGCUAGGGGCAAUUAUGGUCAAGGAAAUCAGCGAAAUUUCAACCAACGCUUCAACCAUCGUCAACAGUACCAGAAUGCCAUGCAAUCGGCAUCAUACGUUCCCGCAGGAAACACUCCGGCUUACAUGGUUCCGGCACCAGCCACUUCUGGUGUGCCGGAUGGGCUGCAAUCUAUAAUCAGCCAUAAAUUUUUCCAAAGCCGAGGUUUAACAGGUGCGGCAAAUCCUUGUGCUUUCCAACAAAACCAAGGUGGUCCUUAUGGACAGUAUCCGGCAGUUAGUUAUCCCGCUUACGCUCCCCAAUAUGCGGCGCCUCCUACUGCCACUGUUCAACAGUAGUGGUGCAUCAAAUGGGCAAAAAUUAAUUUCAAAUGGGUCGUCAAGUAUGAAAAGUCUUUGACCUAACGCUGUUCAUUUUUUUCAUUCUUUUGCAGAGGGAAAAGCAAAUUUUAAGUGAUCUGAAACUCGUGUGUGAAACACCUCAAGCCGAUGAGUGCUUGCAGUGUUUUAUUUUAUUAACGAAAAAGUCCAGUGUUUGGCUGUUUGAAUAACCGUCAACUAAACAUGGGUCUUGGUAAAAAUAAUUAUUCAAAACAUAUUUGGUGUUAGUAUUAGCUCUUCUCAGUAUUGUCCAGGUGAAUAUAAUUGCCAGUUGAUAGCAUAUUGUUCCUUUCAAUGAAUGUGGGAUUGAUGCAGAGCUACUAUGUGGAUUUGCUUGAUGCAGAGCUACCACAUCUGAUCAAUAAGUUCGAUGUAGAUCUUCAGUUCAUACAAACGGCGCCCAUUUUAAUUACUUAUGCUUUUAGAAUGUAUUUCAAUUUAAUUUUUGCUUGCGGUUUAUUUUUUUUUUGCUUUAAGAACGGUAUUUCGUAUGUCUAAGUUGAAUGUUAACAGUUUAUCAAAGAACUCAAUACUUCGGAUGCCUGUAGGACUAAUGUCUCCUAAUAUUUCACAAAGGAGGUUGUACUUUUACAUCAUUCCAUCUGUUUUUCGACUUUUGCAGCUAAGCGAAUGCUCAAUGCCAGCUCCUCGCUCUAGCAAUCUUUGAUAUAAUUCCAACGUUUAACAUUUCUCUCUUAUAUAGAAAAUUCCAGUUUAUUUCUUUAAUCAUUUGCUACCCGGAUCAUUUGGGAUUUUGGAAUAAGACUUUAAGGCUAAUUAACUGUUUCCUUAAUUAGGAAAUGAACUGGAAUUUGAUUAAUGUGUGAGUUAGAUGUAGUUAACUUUCUGUAUGCCACUGAAAUGCACGAAACAUAUAGAAGGGGAGUUUCGGCUAUUUUAUUAUAUAGUAUUUAAAAAUGAUACAUAAUAUUAUAUUGAUGCUAUGCGGUGCUAAUAACGUACCAGGAUCCUAGUGAAAUGACUCAAGCAGGACUAAAUCGCAGUAUUCACUUAUCUAAUGAUUUCUACUUAACGGUCGAUAUCGUUUUAUGUUAAUUAGGUAGCAAAAUUACUUCUCUAAGUUCUCUUUUAAAUUGAACUACAAAAAUCGAUUUUAGUCAUUUUCCAAGCAGUUCAGCAAAUUAACCAGGAAAAUUUGUGAUUAUUGUUAUUAGAUGUCAGGUGGAACGUAAAACUAUUUAUCAAAACCAACAAAUAACUAUGCUGACUGUCCGGAAUUAGUCAAAGAGUGAUAGACAUUUUUUUUAAGAGAUUUUUUAUUUAUUUUUUUUACAAAUUUUUAUCAUUUUUGGGUUGCUUAUUCGUUAGUCUUUACCUAAAACUGUUUUUAUAUUCCUUGUUUUGUUUCUAUUAAACUCUACAAUACUUUAUUUAUGGAUACAAUACAUUUUGUCGCAAUGCUAGGUUUGUAAUGGUUUUCUCGAAUCACUGAUAAUCCGGGAGUUUGCUCGUUAAUCUUUUUGGAACGGGAUAAAAAGAGGAUCUUCAGAACUGCUAGUGUCGUGUAAAUAUAUGUAGUUUUAAGUAUUUAAUAUCUCGUUUGUCGUUUGUAGGCGUGGUGCUAAAUUAGCUCGCAAUCAUGUAAAUCUAGCCGUUUUCUUGGUAUGGAGGUAUCAACCAUUGAAACAUGUACUUCGUCCGGUUCUCUUGAAACGCGUUAGGUUUUGCCAUUAGCAAUUAGCUCACGGUGUCAUCUGUGAUAUCUUAGUGAGUAAAGGUAGCAAAGAAUAAUAAUAUUAACUGUUCCGAGUAACAAAGAGGGCGUUACAUUUUUUUAACAAUUUAAACAAAACUUGUGAUAUUUAUUCCCAAUCGAAGACUGACUUAACUAUUUACUAGACAUAUACCAUUUUUAAUUGCUGUAUCGAAUUGUUUUGUUUACACAGCAUACUGUCCUGUGGGCCAGACUUUUGGGUAUUGACGUGGUUUCAUACAGCUCAAAGGGUGAAUAAUUUAAUUGCAUCAGUCAGGGUAAAAAAGAUACAAAAGUACAUUAUAUUUUGAGAGAUAAUGUCUACAUAGUUAGGAAGUUAGGGUUGUCGUUUUUUGGCCUAUAGACUAUCGUAUUGUAAAAGAAUAUUAAAGUUUUAACGUACCUCAUCUUCGGACUUGCGUGCAUCAAAAAUGGUUCACAUUCACAUGCACCCAGACAAGUUAUUUCAUUAUUCUGUGAUGUUAUCGAUCAGCGCCAUUGCGUCGUAACGAUUAACGAUUUUCCAUGUAUGUGAUUUAUUUCAUUUAUUUAAAGGCAUAUUUUGAUAAUUUCAAAUAGUACCUUAAAACCAAAAUAAUAUACGAAAUCGUAAAUAUGUUUAAAACAGCCACUCCUGAUCUUAUAUCUGAAGAAUCGAUCAGCUGUUUUGGGUCUCAAUAGUGACUCAGACCUGUUUAUGUUACUGAAAAAACCGGAGUUUCCACUCUGAGUGAGAUACGUGAUAUAAGUUUUAUCAAAGAUACUCUUCUGUAAGUUUCAAUAGAAGUGCAUUUCUUGUAUGUAAUACAGUAUUAUACUAACCUAGACAUGUAAAUUAAAACUUAAUUUUUCGUUUAGAUUGUUUUGUUAUUUUAUUUUUAAAUUUUGAUGUAGAAUGGACAUUCUCAACCAUUCAAUAAAAAUAAACUGCUAAUUUAUGAUAA
Molecule: messenger RNA, 5103 nt
Organism: Dendroctonus ponderosae (mountain pine beetle)
Lineage: Eukaryota; Metazoa; Arthropoda; Insecta; Coleoptera; Curculionidae
Product: DEAD-box ATP-dependent RNA helicase 20
Exons: 11
Coding region: 160-2403 (747 amino acids)
Cellular component (GO): ribonucleoprotein complex; cytoplasm; nucleus
Molecular function (GO): ATP binding; RNA binding; RNA helicase activity
Source: RefSeq, a predicted model, not a curated record